AUGCCACCGUCCUUUCCCCAUGCCGCAUCUGUAAUCGAUCUUCUUGGGGACGUCUUCUUCACGAGUCAGACACCCCAGGAGUUCAUGGCCCUCUACUCUGCGUAUGCACCUGGCAACCCCGCCUCCCAUCUUCAGCGUUAUGCUCCCCAACACCCACCAACACCCUCCUCCCCCUCCCACCCUCGUUCCACGACCAGACUCUCGCGCCCACGCUACAGCAUAGCUACAUGCAGUGGAUUCAUCGACGACAAGCAGCGAUACUACGUCUUCGGUCUGCCUACGGACCCCGAUGUUGCCUGGCUGAGGAGACAGGGGUGGAUUGUGUAUGACGCGAGGUGGCUCGUGCACUCUCUCAAGCACGGACGCACCCUUCCACUCGCACAUUGGAUCAUCUCGGACGCGUAUCUCGAACAGCCAAUCUUCUUACCCGCUCGGCCAGAGACUUCUCAAGUGAGCAGUCCAGAGACCUUGGUCAACCCCUCGCCCCCCUGUGUCGGGCUUCCGAGCUCUGCCAUUCCGUUUGGACCUCGGACGCCUGAAUCUCCCCUUCCACUCAAGUGUCUUCCGUGCCAACAAGACUUCAUGACCAAGCCUGCUGUAUGGAGUAACGAGCGACCAUUGGGGUCUUCACCAACCGAACAGGGGUCUGCAGGAGCGAAGAGGAAGCUGGUCAAUGACCGAGAGGAGGUAGCGAAGAGCUAUAGCGAAUACGACACCGGAGGAGUCACCCCACCCUCUAUGCCACGCUCCACUGUCAUCUACCCUCACAAUACCAAGCCUGCUCCCAAAAGGCGCAAGCUGGGCCCCAUCACGAUAAUUCCUAGCUCUCCAACUCCGUCUCCAUCGUCUACUACCGCCACGUACCACAAUCCUGCGGUCAUCCCUCUCUCCUUGCCCAAAUCCAAACCAUCAAAAAGGACUGUGUACCCUCCGUCCAAGGGCAGGGCACGCUACCACAAGACUGGGGCAAGAUCGAAACCCAGCGACCCUGCUAGCCCGGACGUCUUCAGCGCGCCCCCUAUCACCCGAGGGGAGAAAGAGACCGAGUGUAUCAUGGCUGAAGAGGAUCAGGGUAUGGCAACCGUUAGCUCUGACGAUUCGGAAUGGUUGAAAUACCAGGAGAAACAGGGUGAGGGAAGAGAGAGCGAUGAAGUGCCGUGCUUCAGGUAUGAGGACAUUGUAAAGACAUUGGAGAGGGCCAAAGCGAAGAGGAUGACAGACUGGUGUCACGACAUAGCAGAGCCGUACUUGACUAGCUGA
Messenger RNA from Cryptococcus wingfieldii CBS 7118, 1260 nucleotides. RefSeq lists its product as hypothetical. Lineage: Eukaryota; Fungi; Basidiomycota; Tremellomycetes; Tremellales; Cryptococcaceae. The transcript has a single exon. The coding region runs from base 1 to 1260 and encodes 419 amino acids. The record is from RefSeq and is a predicted model, not a curated record.